Messenger RNA from Prionailurus viverrinus (fishing cat), 636 nucleotides. RefSeq names its product small proline-rich protein 3-like. The transcript has 2 exons. NCBI's taxonomy places the organism in Eukaryota, Metazoa, Chordata, Mammalia, Carnivora, Felidae. The coding region runs from base 1 to 636 and encodes 211 amino acids. The record is from RefSeq and is a predicted model, not a curated record.
AUGCCUGUGCCCUCGUAUGGCUAUAUGCCUGUGCCCUCGUAUGGCUAUAUGCCUGUGCCCUCGUAUGGCUAUAUGCCUGUGCCCUCGUAUGGCUAUAUGCCUGUGCCCUCGUAUGGCUAUAUGCCUGUGCCCUCGUAUGGCUAUAUGCCUGUGCCCUCGUAUGGCUAUAUGCCUGUGCCCUCGUAUGGCUAUAUGCCUGUGCCCUCGUAUGGCUAUAUGCCUGUGCCCUCGUAUGGCUAUAUGCCUGUGCCCUCGUAUGGCUAUAUGCCUGUGCCCUCGUAUGGCUAUAUGCCUGUGCCCUCGUAUGGCUAUAUGCCUGUGCCCUCGUAUGGCUAUAUGCCUGUGCCCUCGUAUGGCUAUAUGCCUGUGCCCUCGUAUGGCUAUAUGCCUGUGCCCUCGUAUGGCUAUAUGCCUGUGCCCUCGUAUGGCUAUAUGCCUGUGCCCUCGUAUGGCUAUAUGCCUGUGCCCUCGUAUGGCUAUAAUACUACAACAAUGGAUACUCUGCUAGCACCUUCACUGAGCUUUGAGCCAGGUUUUUUCUGCCUCCAGAGUGAUUGGUUCAUCACAGAUGAGCACACUACCCAGUGUGCGCCAGUGGGCCAUGAGGAGACCAUCAUAGGGGCUUCUGGGAAAUAA